Messenger RNA from Knipowitschia caucasica, 720 nucleotides. NCBI's taxonomy places the organism in Eukaryota, Metazoa, Chordata, Actinopteri, Gobiiformes, Gobiidae. The record is from the annotation of a GenBank genome assembly.
AUGAACAUCGAAAAUAUCCUGCGUGAUAUUCUCGAUGUAACAACUUAUAACACGUUCAUGUACUACGGCUCCUCUGGCUCCCCUGUGUUUGAUAACCAGUGCAAGGUCUUUGGGAUGCACUCAGCAGGCUUCACCUACAGCUUACCAUCAGAAACCAGCAGUGUCAUUGAAUUUUCACGCCCUGUGGGCCUGAUCUUUGAGAGGAAGUCAGAGGUAUGGGUGGAGGAGGAGGUGGAGGUCAGAGUGUGUAGAGGAGGAGGAGGUCAGUGUGAGGAGGAGGUCAAGGUGUGGGAGGAGGAGGUCAGAGUGUGUGGAGGAGGAGGUCAGAGUUGUGUAGGAAGGAGAGGUCAGAUGGUGAGGAGGGAAGGAGUAGUCAAGGUCGAGGAGGAGAGAGUUGAGGAGGAGGGGAGUUCAGAGUGUGAGAGGAGGUCCAGAGUUGGAGAGGAGGCGGGAGGACCGAGUGUGAAGGAUGGAGGAGUAGGUCACAGUCUGAGGAGGAGGAGGUCAGAGUGUGGACAGGAGGAGGAGCAGAGUGGUGGUGGAGGAGAGUCAGAGUGUGAGGAGGAGAGGGUCCGAGUGUGUGAGGAGGAGGCGUACAAGUUUGAGGUCGGAGGAGGUACAGAUGUCAGGCGGCCGGACGAGUUGUGGAGGAAGAGUAGUCAGCAGUCUCUGAGAUGCGGAGGACAACCAGUUGGGCGGAGGAGGAGGAUCAGAGUGUGA